GAUAUGAAUUUGCGACUAGAGCGGUCGUGUUGGGUCAUUUAUCGCGUAUACUUUAUAGAGUAAAGACUGCACAAUGUUGUUCGUUUUACUAGUGAUUGUGUUUACGUGUUUAUAUUACUAUGGAGUGCGUACAUUCGAUUAUUGGAAAAAGAAAGGUGUUAAACAUGACCCACCCCUACCUUACUUCGGGAAUAACUUGAAACAGUUUAUGCAACAAGCGAGCAUGUGCAUGAUGGCCACGGAGGUUUACAAAAAAUAUCCUGAAGAGAAAGUAGUUGGGUUCUACAGAGGCACCAGCCCCGAGUUGGUGGUACGUGACCCGGAAAUAAUAAAAAGAGUUCUUGUCACAGAUUUCAAUUGCUUCUACGCGCGAGGUUUCAACCCUCAUAAGAAAGUAAUUGAGCCGCUCUUGAAAAAUGUAUUUUUUGCCGACGGAGAUUUGUGGAAACUGAUCAGACAAAGAUUUACACCCGCAUUCAGUACGGGAAAAUUGAAGGCCAUGUUUCCAUUAAUUACAGAAAGAGCGGAGAAAUUACAGGUCCUCGCCGAAGAUAUUGUUGACGAAGAAUAUUACGAUGUCCGAGAGCUUAUGGCGAGAUAUACGACUGAUUUUAUUGGGGUCUGCGGUUUCGGUAUUAAUAUGGACACAAUGUCCGACGACAAUUCGCAAUUUCGACGACUCGGUAAGAGGAUUUUUGAAAGAAAUUUCAGAGACGGUGUUUGUGGUGCCCUUAAAUUAAUGUUCCCAGAGCUGUGUAAAAAUUUAACAUUGCUGUCACCAGAAUUAGAGAUAUCUAUGGUCAAAUUAGUGCAAAGUGUACUAAGAGACAGGAACUAUAAACCCUCCGGUAGGAACGAUUUUAUCGACCUCAUGCUUGAAUUAAAAGAGAAAGGGAAAAUUAUUGGUGAAUCGAUAGAAUCAAGGAACCCUGACGGCUCAAAGAAAAUUGUUGAACUUGAAAUGGAUGAUUUACUUAUGACUGCUCAAGCGUUUGUAUUUUUCGGAGCUGGUUUUGAAACAUCAUCUACUGCAUCCAGUUACACAUUGCACCAGUUAGCUUUCAAUCCGGAUUGCCAAAAAAAAGUGCAACAAGAGAUCGAUACAGUAUUAGCGAAAUAUAAUAACAAAUUAACAUACGAAGCUGUUAAGGAGAUGCAUUACUUAGAAAUGGCAUUUUACGAAGCAAUGAGGAUGUAUCCUUCUGUCGGUUAUUUAAUUAGAGAGUGUACUGUACCAGAAUACACAAUUCCAGAAAUAAAUCUUACGAUAAAUGAAGGUGUGAAAUUGAUGAUUCCCAUGCAGGCUAUUCAUAAGGAUGAGAAAUAUUUCAGAGACCCUGAGAAUUUUGACCCCGAGCGUUUCCAAGACGGCGCCAAGGAGGAUAUUAAAAACUUCGUAUUUUUACCCUUUGGAGAAGGCCCAAGGGCGUGUGUCGGUGCUAGAUUAGGUCAAAUGCAGUCUAUGGCUGGUAUUGCUGCUUUAUUACACAAAUUCAGCGUCGAACCUGCCGCUUGCAGCUUGAAGAACCCAUUACCUGAGCCUACAGGAAUCGUCUCAGAAGGAUUCAUUGGAGGGCUACCGCUUAAACUUAGGAGGCGUUAAUGUAAAUAAGCGUAGAUUUUGGAGUUGGACCGUGUUGCUAAAUGUUCUGAUGAUUAGUCAAAAUAUUGGUUCCAAACUAUCGUCUAAAUAUUGAUAAAUGUUCUAAUUCAUGAUUAGUCGAAAUAUUGAUUCCAAAUGAUCGAAUAGAUAUCGUCAUAUGUGUUAUUCAUGCUCGGGCUUGUUUCACAAUGUUCAAGGAUAUGUCUGAGUUAAAUAUAACUCAAUUAAAACGUCUUUUGACUACCAUUUAUUUAGGAGAAUAAUUUAUAUAUUUGGUCGCCCUAUUUUUAUUCGAUGAUUAGUGUUUAUUUGGACAAGAAACAGGCCUAGAAUAUUUUUUUUCUUGCUCAUUUAUACUUAUAAUUUUCGAUAGCUUGAAAUUAUUAUUUUUGAAUCGUUUGUGGAAUCAUUUUGCCUAACACUAUUGAGUUGAAUUUAUGUUUUUUUUAAAUAUUACUUAUUGUCUCCGUCAUUGCGAAACGUUGUGGUAUUGUAUAAUUGUGAUAGAUUAUAAAUUAUUUAUUUUUAUAAAGACUGGAUUUCUAUAAUUUGAUGGUUUUGUAAUUAAAGUGAUUGAAAUUUAAGUAUGCUUUCUACUUACCAUUGAUAGAUCUAGUUGACUGAUGCCCGAGUCGCCUUUUUCGCCUUUAGGCCCCACUGGGCCCGGUAUUCCCGGAGGACCCAGAGUGCCGGGACGUCCCUAUAUUAAAAAAAUAUUAAUAUUGUCAUAACGUUGCAUAAUAUAUGCAUAAUAAUCUACAAAAGUGUGUUGAUUGUUUUACCUUCGCAUUCUGGGGAGCAAUAAAAGAAACACAAAACGAAUAUUAAAAAA
This is a messenger RNA of Manduca sexta (tobacco hornworm), 2435 nucleotides long. RefSeq names its product cytochrome P450 6B5 (gene Cyp6ab5). The record is from RefSeq and is a predicted model, not a curated record. Gene Ontology annotation, molecular function: heme binding; monooxygenase activity; iron ion binding. The transcript has 2 exons. Bases 74 to 1603 code for a protein of 509 amino acids. Lineage: Eukaryota; Metazoa; Arthropoda; Insecta; Lepidoptera; Sphingidae.